AUGGAAAGCGUUUUCAUCACCAUUCAUGAUCUUUCCGAGGAUGCUCAGAUUCGAUAUUGCUCCGAUUCAAUCGAGGACAUUCUCGGCUAUGUACCUCAUGAGGUACUGGGAAGGUCUUGUUGGGACUAUUUCCAUCCCGAUGAGAUACCAUUCGCUCGCCAGGUCCACGGACGGAGUGUCAGUCUUGACAAGGCUUCGGUCUUGAAUUACUGUCGGGUGAAGCAUAAAGACGGCUCAUGGAUUGGUUGCGAAUGCGUCUUCACAGUGGUUUACGACGUACUGGUUGCAAGUACCAGUGUUUACCGUAUUGGAGAGAAGGCCAAGCAACGCGAACGCGCAAGUGAUGCUGUAAAGCGCAUAUUUUCUUCCUCGCCCCGUGAUCCUAGGUAUCACAUGUUGACAUAUCUCUCGAACAAAUUCUCACAAAAUCCUUAUGGAGAUGCAAACUUCUUAGAACCUCGAGCAGCUCUCUUCCUGAAUCGGUUCACGCGCACUUCGACGGUCAUGUACGCAACCAAUGGGGUAUCUGACAUCUUAGGAUUGCAACCAAAUCAGCUCGCUGGAAAGAGCUUUUAUUAUUGUAUUGCAGAGAAUUGCCUGCCGGAUGCUGUCAAAACACUUGAAAGCGCCAAAGCUAACGACUCCAUCGCUUAUCUCAGAUUCUGGUAUCGAAAUCCUACUCAAGACGCCAGUAGAGCUCAUUCUGAGGCGUUUUCUGAUGAUGAGAGUGAUGAGGACGAUGAAGGCGGUGUUCCCCUAAGGAAUGGGACCCAAUCUGGAUCGACCAUGUCAACAAAUGGGUCAACGCCUCACGCGAAUCCGGAGCAGCCACCUCUUGCUACGAGUGGCCAACAACAAGGGGUGGAUGCAGUCGCAACCUCCCAUGUCGGUAUCACAAAUGUCAAUUCCGCCGCAGCUCCACCACAGCUUUUACCAGAGAACUCAAACACCAGCUCGCUGCAGGCUCCGUCGGCUUCAACUCAUAGAACAUCCUCCGGAAAUAGUACUGACUUGGGAGUGAAUGCUUCUGAUGCGAUCUUUGACCGAGCGACUUCACGUGAUUCCUCUGCAAGCGAACAACCUCAAGAGGAACGCAUUGAAAUCGAAGCGGUGGUCUCAUGUACGUCCGACGGCCUUGUAGUGAUUCUACGGCGUGCUCAUCCAAUCACAUCUCCACCUCUUGGUGUCACAGAUGCCGUUCACUAUCCAGAUGGUCUCUUUGCCUCCCCGUGGGCUCCAGAACCAGUCAUGCCAGAGUCAAUUCGUCGCAACUCAAAUACAGCGUCGUCCUCAUAUCCGUCAGCACCAAUUCCAGACGACACCGGACUCAUGGCAGCCAUCAGGGAUGUGGCUGUAUUCGCUUGGAAUCUUACAGGUAUCAAUGGAUCAUUGGCAGAUUAUGGUGUGGGCAAACCUUCUGGUGACGCAUUGCCUCCUGGCGGUCUUCCCAUCUGGGAUCCGAACAGCAAUGCAGAUCCAUAUGAUCUCUACAAUGGUUUCUCAGGCAGCCGUCAUCGGCCAUUUGAAGGAAUGGGUGAACCCUACCGACUUCCUAGGAAUGACACAGAGUUGAGCAGUAGUGACGACGAAGUGCUCUUUAAACGAUCCCCAAUUCAGCCACCUUGGAAGCGACCCAAGAGAAGGGGCCAUGGGGAUGCUUUUGGAGCAGAUGAUCGCGAGGCUGGAGAUGGUGAGAACAAAGACGGAGGUCGAAAGAGAGCUACGAGAUCUCAGAGCGGUUCUGGCAUGGCCUCAGGUUCGGGAUCAGGAUAUGCAUCCCAAUCCGGGGUAGGCUCAUUGUCAGGGCCUGCGUCGGCGAAUGGGUCCUCUUGA
Exophiala bonariae is the source of this 1833-nucleotide messenger RNA. RefSeq lists its product as uncharacterized. NCBI's taxonomy places the organism in Eukaryota, Fungi, Ascomycota, Eurotiomycetes, Chaetothyriales, Herpotrichiellaceae. The record is from RefSeq and is a predicted model, not a curated record. The transcript has 3 exons. Gene Ontology annotation, molecular function: protein binding. The coding region runs from base 1 to 1833 and encodes 610 amino acids.